UCUGUGGGUUGCUUCCAGGCUAAUAUGGUUUGAUGGACCAAGACCCAUUGAAAGGUUGCUUUAAACAGCCCUCAAAAAAUUACUUCACCCAUUGGACAGCAGGAAGCAGUUUGGAGAGUACUACGCCCAAAUUCCCAAAUAUUUUUAAACUUUAGGCCUUUUUAUGAUAUGAGACACAUCUGCUUCUGGCAGCACCAGUGUACUUCAAGAGGAAGAUGGGCAUCAAAGAGGCUCCUCAUAGAGUUGAUUAACCAUUUGGGCAAGAAACUGCUCUUUUCUGAACUGUUUGAUGAAGUGGACAUGUAGGACCCACAGAGAAAUGACUGUUGAACUUGCCUAAAGGUGAGACUGUCCUUUGGGGUUCCUGCUUCAUGAAAGAGUCUGCCAGACAUUCUAUAGGACACAAAAGAAAGUGACGGACAAACUGCCAAUAUAAGUGGAAAUGUCUUUGAAAUCUCCUACUGUGUGGAAAAGUCUGCUGGAUACUAUGGGCAUGUAGGCUGAAGAUGGAUGCCCCAACUAUACAGAAGAACUCAGGGUGACUGUGGGGGCAACAAGAAGUCUUUGUCAAUUCUAGUGUUUUGGAAGUUGUUUAUAAUGUACUUUCUGUUUACUAGGUAAUAUUAUAUCUUUCUGGAGUCUUUGAUUGUUGCAGGAGCUCCUUCCCCUCCUUCAGCCAAUAGCCACUGAGAUACCAGCCAAUUGGGGUGUGGUCUCUCUCCCUUUAAAAAGGCGGCUACUUCCCUCUCCUCUCUCUGGCUUCCGGUUCCACUUCCGGCGACUAGGCUCCUUUCCUGAUUGUGCAGAGGGCUGUUGUCUGGGACAGUGAUCUGUAAAUGGCUCCAAGGACAAGUCUCAGAACUGUCUCCCCUGUGUCUCCUGCAAGGACUUACUGUUGCUAUGCAGUGAUUAUGGUUCUUAUUGGAGCUGUAAUCACUCUGUCUGUUGCUUUGUCAGUACAAAAAGAAAAACUUGUUACUGGACCUUGCUAUUCCACCUGCCCAACAGACUGGAUAGGAUUUGGAAGUAAAUGUUUUUAUUUUUCUGAAGACACAAAUAACUGGACAUCAAGCCUGACCUCCUGCAUGGCACUAGCAGCCAAUCUGGCUCUAUUUGACAAUCUGAAGGAACUGAAUUUCCUGAAGAGAUACAAUGGUAAUUCUGACCACUGGAUCGGCCUACACAGAGAGUCACCAGAGCAUCCUUGUAUGUGGACAAACAACACUGAAUAUAACAACUUGGUUCCUAUCAGAGGAGGAGGAGAAUGUGCCUACCUGAGUGACAACGGAAUCAGCAGUGGCAGAGGCUACAUACACAGGAAAUGGAUUUGCAGCAAGCCUAAAGCUAGUCUUUAUAAGGGCCAUUGAUUUUAAAUACAGGGUAGGGAAUGUGCCAUAGCAUGCCUGAGAAAGAAAUCUCUAUUACCUGUUGUCUAAAGUUGUUGCUUCACUCCUGAUCUGCUAAAUCACCAUCAAAAUCCAAUGAUAAUAUGUCUGUUGACAGCAAAGAUGAAAACUCACUUAGAAGAUUAUACAUAAGGUUCUUGGGAAAGCAUGGUCAGUUCUAAAUGUAAUAGGUAUUUGAGCAAAUGCUGUAGGAAAUCCUACAACCAGUAGUUAUGUGCCCACUGGGUUGUGGCUUCUUAUGCUAUUUAUGCCAAUGUAGAACAUGCAUAUGGCCUCUUUUCUGGAUGUGGGAUUCAGUUUCUGUCCUUUGUUCCAGCAGAGAAUUCUGAUUUGUGAGUCUACCCCCUAAAUAAAUAAUUAUGUAUUAUCCUCAAUUCUAAGCUAGUAUGGGAUUUCUUUUAAGCGUCCUUUUCCAUCUGAUGCCCACAUGGAUUCGGACUCCACAC
This is a messenger RNA of Chionomys nivalis (European snow vole), 1852 nucleotides long. RefSeq names its product C-type lectin domain family 2 member H-like. NCBI's taxonomy places the organism in Eukaryota, Metazoa, Chordata, Mammalia, Rodentia, Cricetidae. The coding region runs from base 837 to 1367 and encodes 176 amino acids. Gene Ontology annotation, cellular component: external side of plasma membrane. The record is from RefSeq and is a predicted model, not a curated record. The transcript has 5 exons.